Messenger RNA from Strongyloides ratti, 819 nucleotides. RefSeq names its product Domain of unknown function DB domain-containing protein. The coding region runs from base 1 to 819 and encodes 272 amino acids. The record is from RefSeq and is a predicted model, not a curated record. The transcript is spliced from 4 exons. NCBI's taxonomy places the organism in Eukaryota, Metazoa, Nematoda, Chromadorea, Rhabditida, Strongyloididae.
AUGAAUUGUCAAAUGAAAAAGAUUUUAAUCAUAUCAUUAAUAUUAAUAAUUUUUCAUGUUUAUUCUAAUAUAAAUGCUUGUAUGUCAUCUGGAGUUUGUGGAUGUGGACAUUCAUCAUCAUCAUGUGGUUGUAAAGUUAAAGCAAUGGGAGCUGUUAUAAAACAAUGUUUUGAUGAAACUUGCCCACCAGGAUACUCCUGUGAAAAGUAUGGGUGUAAAAAAAAUAAAGUUUAUGGAUCAACUAUUACUAAAAGUGGUUUUAUAAUUUCUGAUAAUGAAUAUGUUAAUCAGACAAAUUUUUUAAUAAAUGAUUUAGUUUCAAACUUAAAAACAUAUAAAGAAGAAAUGGUAAAUAAAAAAAAUAAGUUUAUUGAUACUAAAAAAUUAGAUAUAAUUACUUUUCAACAAUUAACAAAUCCAAAUUUUUUAUUUAAAGAAUGUUGUAAAGCACGAAGAUUACCUGAUGAAUGUUUAGAAAAAUGUGAUUUUAAUAAUUUUACCAAAACAACGCUAAAUAAUAUGUUUAUUGGAUACGAUAUUUGUCCAUUACAGGCUACAGCAGAGAUGCAAUAUUGUGCAGCACAAGGUAGAGAUCACAGAAAAUGUUGUAAAAUUCGUGGAGUAGAUAAAACUAUAGCUGGUGAUAAAUGUUUGGCAUUUUGUGAUCAAAGACCUGGUAAAAUAUUAAAUCUUGAUUAUAGUUAUAUUCCAUGUUUUGAUGUUUUUGAAUUAAUGAAAUCAUGUUUCUAUGAAGAGGUUAAGUAUCAUGCACAACAUCUGUUAAUGAAUAAAUCAAUCUUUCAAAAAAAAAAUAUCUAA